Colletotrichum truncatum is the source of this 2340-nucleotide messenger RNA. RefSeq names its product extracellular dipeptidyl-peptidase dpp4. Gene Ontology annotation, cellular component: plasma membrane. Gene Ontology annotation, molecular function: serine-type peptidase activity; dipeptidyl-peptidase activity. Gene Ontology annotation, biological process: proteolysis. NCBI's taxonomy places the organism in Eukaryota, Fungi, Ascomycota, Sordariomycetes, Glomerellales, Glomerellaceae. The record is from RefSeq and is a predicted model, not a curated record.
AUGGCGCGUCUCUUGAAAGCCGUCGCUGCUAGCGCCCUCCUUCUGGGUUCCGCUUCCGCUAUCGACCGUGAGCCUCACCAGCCUGUCGGAGGUGGUGAUCAUAUUGUUACCUGGAACGAGACCGUCGUAUCGCCCCGCUUCGGUGCCAGCUCCCGCUCCGUCAGCUGGCUCUCAGGUGCCGAGGAUGGCCGCUUCAUCUACCUUUCCGAUGCUGAGGAUUUCAUCAUUGAGGACAUCGUUACUGGCGCCAACGAGACUUUCGUUUCCGCCGACAAGGCUCCAGAGGGCUACGCCGACUACUGGAUCCGCCCCGACCAGAAGAAGGUUCUUUUCGCCACCAACACAACCAAGCAGUACCGCCACUCGUACUUUGCCGAUUACUCCAUCCUUGAUGUCGAGUCCGGCGUUACUGUGCCGCUGGUGGACGAUCAGGUGGGCGACAUUCAGUACGCUGAAUUUUCGCCGGUCGGCGAUGCCAUUGCGUUUGUCCGAGGCAACAACCUCUACCUGAGCAAGAAUGGCACAAUCUCCCAGAUCACAAAGGACGGCGGUCCCGAUCUUUUCCAUGGUGUUCCUGACUGGGUGUACGAGGAGGAAAUCUUCGGCAGCCGCAGCACCUUUUGGUUCUCCCCAGACGGCAAAUAUGUCGCCUAUCUCAGCUUCAACGAGACUGGUGUCGAGACCUUCACUAUCCCCUACUUUAUGGGUGGCAACAAGAUCGCUCCUCCCUACCCCGUUGAGCUGGAUCUGCGUUACCCCAAGGUCGGCAGCAAGAACCCGACCGUCCAGCUGACUCUUUUGGACGUCGAGACUGAGGACAUCACUCCAGUUGCCAUUGAUGCUUUCCCCAUUGAUGAUCUCGUCGUUGGCGAGCUGAAAUGGGUUACCGACAAGCACGCCAGCUUCGUCUACCGCGCUUUCAACCGCGUCCAGGAUCAGGAGAAGAUUGUCCGCGUCGAUGUUGAGGGUGUUGCCUCAAAGACCAUUCGCGAACGCGAUGGCUCCGACGGCUGGCUCGACAACAACCAGGGCAUUGAGUACCUCGGCCCCCUCCAAAACACCACUGAAGCGUACUACCUCGACCUCUCUGACGUCUCCGGCUGGAACCACCUCUACCUCUACCCCGUCAACGGUGGCAAUGCUAUUGCCUUGACCAGCGGCGAGUGGGAGGUCACCGCCGUUCUCAAGAUCGACACCGAGCGCCGCCUCAUCUACUACCUCUCCACGGAGCAUCACAGCACGGAGCGCCAUCUCUACUCUGUGUCUUAUCCCUCGGGCACCAAGAAGGCCCUGGUUGACGACACCGUCGCCGGCUACUGGAGCGCCUCAUUCUCCGCCUCUGGAGGCUACUACAUCCUCACCUACCAGGGCCCCAACGUCCCCUACCAAGAGCUCUACUCUGUCAACUCCACCGAGCCUCUCCGAACCAUCACCAGCAACGAGGCCCUCGUCGCCCGCCUGCAGGAGUACAAGCUCCCCAACAUCACCUACCUUGAGCUCGCACACCCUGACGGUUACAGCCUGAACGUUAUGCAGCGUCUGCCCGCCAACUUUGACCCGUCCAAGAAGUACCCUGCCCUCUUCACACCCUAUGGAGGUCCUGGUGCCCAAGAGGUCACGAAGCGAUACCAGUCCAUCAACUGGCGUGCUUUCAUCGCCUCGAACCCCGAGCUCGAGUAUAUCACUUACACGGUGGACAACCGCGGCACAGGCUACAAGGGCCGCGCUUUCCGUUCCACCGUCGCUGGCCAUCUCGGCCGCCUCGAGCCCGUCGACCAGAUCUGGGCUGCCGAGGAGCUGUCCUCCAAGAAAUCCUUUAUUGACGCCGAGAAGAUUGGCAUCUUUGGCUGGUCCUACGGCGGAUACCUCGCCGCCAAGGUUGUCGAGCAGGACUCUGGAGUUUUCUCCUCCGCACUCAUCGUCGCUCCCGUGAGCGACUGGCGCUUCUACGACUCGCUCUACACCGAGCGCUACAUGAAGACCCUAGACGCGAACGAGGAGGGCUACAAUGAGACGGCCGUGCGCAAGGCCGACGGCUUCAAGAAUAUUGCCGGCGAGUUCACUAUCCUGCACGGCACCGGCGACGACAACGUGCACUACCAGAACGCCGCCGCGCUCAUCGACCUCCUCGUCAGCGCGGGAGUGCCCAACACCAAGAUGAACUGGCUGACCUUCACCGACAGCGACCACAGCAUCGUGUACAACGGAGCCAGCAUCUGGCUGUACAAGUACCUUACUGAGGCGUUAUUCCGGGAGAAGAAGCGCUCUGGAGACCGGUUGGUGCACCAAUGGAGCAAGAAGAGCUUGGAGGAGACCAAGUUUGACUUUGAGCUUGCGUAG